Rattus norvegicus (Norway rat) is the source of this 4528-nucleotide messenger RNA. The record is from RefSeq and is a predicted model, not a curated record. NCBI's taxonomy places the organism in Eukaryota, Metazoa, Chordata, Mammalia, Rodentia, Muridae.
AUGAACAAGAACCUCAUUGCAAAGAAAUGUUCAGGAAAACUGAACUUGAAGGAGCUGGAGGGAAGUGUGGCUCUGCCCCUUUCUAUCAUCAUCGUCGUCAUCGUCGUCCUCAUUGUCAUCACUGUCAUCAUCGUCAUCAUCAUCACUAUCAUUAUCAAUAAUGAAUUAUGUAGUUUGGUCUACAUAGAAAAACUAUCUUACCCUUCCACCAAGAAAGUUCAGAACGCUAAGAAGGAAACUCCUGCCUCUCCCAAAGCGGAAGCCAAAGCGAAGGCCUUGAGAGCUAAGAAGGCAGUGCUGAAAGGUGUCCACAGCCACAAAAAGAAGAAGAUCCAAAUGUCACCCACUUUCAAGCAGCCUAAGACCCUGCGGCUCCAGAGGCAGGUAAAAUAUCCUCGAAAGAGUGCACCCAGGAGAAACAAGCUUGAUCACCAUGCUAUCAUCAAAUUCCCAUUGACCAUCGAGUCAGCCAUGAAGAAAAUAGAGGACAACAACACGCUUGUGUUCAUUGUGGAUGUCAAGAACAUCAAGCACCAGAUCAAACAGGUCACGAAGAAACUCUAUGACAUUGAUGUGGCCAAAAUCAAUACCCUGAUACGGCCUGACGGAGAGAAGGCGUAUGUUCACUCGGCUCCUGGUUAUGGUGCUCUAGAUGGUGCCAACAAGAUUGGGAUCAUCUAAAAUGAGUCCAGAUGGUUAAUUCUAAAUAUACACUUUUUUUUUACCAUUAAAAAAAGAAAAGAAAAACUAUCUUUAAAAAAGCAUAAGACUUGCCUGCUCAGAUUUAUCUGUAUUAGUAAAAGGAUGAAUGAAACGAAUUCAUUUGUCUGCUACAAACACUGCUUAUGUUUUUUGAGAAGAUAUAAUUAUAGCACAUAAUCAACUGUAAAGAUUAUCCUGGAUAGCCUCGGUUGCCCUAAUUCAAUCAGUUGAAAUCACUUAUAAUAGGCUUUGCUGGUAAGAAACUCACCUGUAAGUAAGAGCUUCAGCUUGCACCAAGUGUUCUACUCCAUCCUUGCCAACGGCCUGCCUUGCUCACUUAAGCUAUGCCUAGACAGCCCCACAAUCUUGCAAGGCAACUCCUCAUUCCCUCCCUCUCUCCUCACUUAUAAUCUUAUGAGUUCUGUUUGUCUAACAGAAACUAUGAAAGUCUAACAUACCAAGUACUAAGUCUGAAAAUACUGCAAAACUAAACUUAUCUCUUUAUAAUUUUAAAGAACUCCAAUUUCUAGAACAAUGUUGUAUAGUUACAGUACUAUACGGUCACUCCUACUCCACCUCUGUCCCUCAUUUCAUUAUGGCAAAACAUAAAUUCUAAGAAAAAAUAAUGUCCAGCUAAAUGAAAACCAAUUGAAAAUAAAGAGACCCAUGGAGUUAUCCACAUUAUAAAAGUCACCAGAUGUGGACUCGCCUAUAAUCUCAGGGAUUCAAGGACAGAGGCAGGAGGAUCACAAGUUCAGGCUAGACUGGGCUACAUAGACAAGCUAGCUAAAAAGAAAAAAAAAAGACAAAGUAUGAGAGUUGCUGACUCAGAUGUAUUUAUAUCAGCAGAAGAUGGAUGAGAGGAAUAAAAUGCCUGCUACAAGUAACAUUAAAACAAUUUCUACAACACGUUUCAGUCGAAAGGGAAUAAUAGUCAAUAGGCUAGAAAACUUUAAUAAGUUGGACAGAUACAGAUACAAGCCAUUUCCUGGAUCCAAACCAUUAAAAAGGUAAAUAAUUCAAACAGUCAAGCAUGCCUCCUACAGAUUACCAUCCUGCAUGCAAUGAAUUUGAGGAAGAAUAGCCAGGGUUCCUAAGGCCAUGUCAGGACCUACUAUGGACUAAGGAAAAGUAAAGCUACUCUGUUUAUAAAAUUGUAAAUUUAUUGUUUUUAUCAAUAUUUGAGAUAGUAUCCCUGUGUUUUAUGUUUUCCUGUUACUAUGAAACAAUAUAUUUUUCUCUGCUAAAACAAAGAAAUUGAAAGCAUGUUGGAACAUGGUCAGAUCCUUUCCAUCUACCUCUGAGCAUUUCAUGAACCUGAUCUGGGGUGCAUUUUUUACUGUGUUUAGUUUGGGGAUGGCAGCCUCUGUUCUGAACAAUGCAGGAACAGAAAAACACAGUGGAAUAAAUAGGGCCAUAUGAAAAUGUACUAACAGACAUCUCUCAAGCACAAACAGCAUUGCACUAAAUCUAGAAGGUGUAAUGAUAGGAUACCACCCAUUUAAAAUAAAGCCUGGAGUUUAGGGCUCUAAAAUGUAUCUACUAAGAUCAUGCUCUAAAUCUGAUGAGCUCCUGCUCAUCUACUUCUGAGUCCCAGAACUUCGCCCUUUUCUGCUAUUCUUUGACAAUCUCUACAUACCUAAGAAUUAAUUUUGAGGAGAUAAUAGUGGGUGUGUGCACAUAUUUACCCCCAAUAUUCACAAAACCUAGCUAUAUAUGCAUUAUCUGUAAAUCCAAAUUUAAAAACUCACACAACACCCAAAGGUGUGAAGGUACAGCACUAAGUCAUUUUCUGGAGCAAGCUUGUGAAGAAAGUUUUAAAAGAACACUUAGACUUAGUUUAAAAGAAGACUAUUAAAAAAGUAAUCUAACAGAACAAACAAAACAACAAUGGCUAGAAAAAGACCUUCCUGGUUUUUCUAGAACAGAAGAGAAAAUCAACAUAGGUGUCUCUGUGGAAACAAACAUUCAUUUCCAGUCACAGUCACAGUCUUUCAGAGCUCUUUGUCUCCUUACUUUUAGUACUACAUAUGGAUGCCACGGAGAUCUAUUCAGGAACCUAACUGCUGUUCCAAAGCCAGAAAAAGAAGCACUUAUGAAGCCAGCAACUGAUUUAAUAUGCACUGAGCACUGUCACCCACCCCAAGCAAGGUCCCCUUCCUUCAGUGCUACUGUGGCCUGUGUCAUGACUUCACUACUGAGCCACAGCUAAUUACAAGGCAGACGAAAGGCUAAGGGAGAAUCCACACUAGACAAUUAACAGACUGGACGUUCAUUGUCUUGAAGUGUUCUGCAUAUGCUAAUUCAAACCUCACCCUCCAGAAAAGCACUGUGCAACCAGGACUCUUUGUUCUGGUCUCUUUCAAGCUUCCUAAUAGCGGGAGUGACCCUGAUGGAGAGCACCCUGCUCACACCAUGUCGCUGCCAUUCAUCCCCAACCAGCUGGGCAUGAGUUUCUGUCUCACUCUGGGCUUUAAGUAGCACUGUUCACUGCAAGUGUGUGUGUGUGUGUGUGUGUGUGUGUGUGUGUGUGUGUGUGUGUGUGUGUGUGUGUGUUUGUGUGUGUGUGUGUGUGUGUGUGUGUGUGUGUGUGUGUGUAUGUAUGUGUUAGUAAAGUGGUAAUAGUGGGGUGACUGGAGUGAAAAGAGAGCAGCACAGCAACGUGGGUUCACAGUACUCACAGGAGGACUCAGUAAGUAUAUCAAAUCUGCAUUGCCGUAAGGAUAGCACACCUAAACCAGUAUUCUCCUAAGUGAAAGCCGUGGAGACGUGAACAUGGUCCCUUUGUCCUACUCUACUGUUAAGCUGUAGAACUGUCCUGCUGCGAUUUUUUUUCUUCCUUUCUGUGGUACCAGAGAGUAAACCUAACAUCUAAGCACCCGGCCACAGGGCUACAGUCCAGCAAUCUUUUUAUUUUUAUUUUAAAUGGGGUCUCAAAAAACUGUUUGGGCUGCCUUUGAACUCACUGGGUAGCCUGAACUGGCUUUGAACUCGCCAUCCUCCUGACUCAGCCUCUGAAGUAGCCAUCAUUCCAAGCCCAUGGCACCAAGUUCAGUCCUUGGUUAUAUCUUUUCAACAUUAUAGAGCUACAAACUACACUUCAAAUUCUACGUCAGAGUUGUACCAACUGUACCAUGUCUAUACCCACAGCUAAGUGUCCUUUGUUCUGUGUGACCCUUGCAGUCACGUGACAUGCAUGCUAUUGCCUAGGAAGAAAUGGUCAAGGCUGACUAUCUCCCGAGUCAAUCAUUUCAUAACUCCAUGUCAACUUUUCUUAUAAAAAGUUGAAGUGUUCAGAGUGUAAAGUUCUUUUUCGCCCUACAAUAAAUGAUAAAUCAGCACAGGCAUUAAACUAAUAGUUUACAAGUUUGUGUGAACUCCUAAAAACUGUCCUAUAAAUCAGUAUCUUUCCCAACCUACAGUGUGACACUUCCCUCAGAGAUUACAAAAUCCAAAAGCUCAAGAACGUGCAUUUUUUCAGAUUUGCUUCAAAAGAAGCAGGCCCACGUGCUACCUACAAUAACAAGUAUUGUCCUUUUGGCCGCAUGUCAUCAACUCUUAAGUUGUUACACACAGGGCAACUCGUCCAGAAUGUUUAUGGCUUAUACCACAGAGCCAGGCUGCAGCAUGCUCACAGCACUGUAAAAGCAGAGCUGCAGGUCCCUGGAAGGCACAUCCCCUCUGCUUUCAGGCAGUCCUUUAGGCUCUUGAAUAGAUUUGUGCAUAGCCACAGCUAGUCAUAAAUGUGCAGUUGAUGCUUCCACCUUUCUCAAAGGGUGUUACAAGGAAGUAAGACAAUGUUUAGAAAUUAAUCAGAAUCCUUAAU